GCGAUGGCAGCGACCGAACGGUACUGUGUGGCCGAGGAGCGAAGUGGACAUUGCGCUGUAGUGGACGGGAACUUCCUCUAUGUCUGGGGAGGAUAUGUGUGUUGGUUCUCCUCUCAGCUACCUCUUCCAGCACCAGUAACUUCUCUGCAUCAAAAAUUGACUCGGCCUUAAAGUACUCCAGCAGGACCACAGUAUUGUACUAUUGUUGCCGAGUCUCACAACCUAUUAGAGAUGUGAUUAAAAUCGAAGAUUUUAGAAAAUUGCUAGACCACACUUAAUUUCUAGUGUAUUACUAAAUGGUUUUUAUGCCAUGUGUUUUUCUUGUCAGUAUUUUCAUUUUAUCUUUUUGAGAAUCCCAAGAGAAAUCUGUUUUAUUGUAUAGAAUUCAUGUUAAAAGUUAACAUACAAUCUAUGACAAAUCUGUAAUCUGAUAUCAGUCUUUCUGUUCCAUGGAAACACAUAUAGUUAUCCAUUUAAAAUUAAAUAUUUGUAAAAGACUACAUCUAUAGAGAGUAUUAAGAUGGCAGAUGGCCAAAUCAAAAUUUAUUUCAAACAUGAUUUGAUAUUCUAUCUUUUGCAAAACAUGUUUCUUCCUGUAGCCAGGUAGAAUUUUGGCUGACGGCUCUGAGAAAUGUGAUUACCAUGAUAAACAGUACUUCUGGCUUAUUUCCUUACUAAAGCUCUUCUGAGUAGUGGAUAUCUACUGAUAUUACAGGAAUUCUCUUAUUGGCUAAUCCUCUACCUCAGUUUAAAUUUAGACAAGUGUCUGCUGCUGUUUGAUUUGGUUUUUCUCUAUCCCUAACUGUAUAUUUAAAAGGUUUUUAACCAGUAAUUUACUAUGUUCAUCCACUCAAAUAGCAAAUUUCGACAGUAUGAUAAUAGAAAUAAGCUUUUAAAUCAACAAGCUUUUCUUUUCUGGUUGUAGUAGCUGCUGUGAGGAAGGGAGUGUGAAUUUCCUGCCUUCCUCUCCUACCAGGGAAGAUAACAAUCUUGUGGCCUGAAUUCUAGUACUGUCACCAAACUCAGUCUUCUAGUAUGCUCAGUUGCAUCUCUCCCUACCUUCCUCCAUGCUCUACUUUGCUACAGGACUUAGAUCCAUUUGCUUUUCCUUCGUUUUGUCAGAGGAGUUGCACCUAGUGCCUCUAUUCCAUGCUGACUUGGCAGAAGAAGCAUGGAGGAAUCAGUACAGGUCACAAUCCUCUGCUUGUCUCUCUCUUCUCUGUAUCUUUGCUUUUUUGGCAAAAGCAAAUUGUUUCCCAAACUAAAAGCCCUGGAAUCCUGGGAUCUUUGGGUAACAUCUGUGUGUUAGCACUGCUGUUCGACCAAGUUUCUGCAACAGUUCUCCAGGGGGAGGGAUUCCAUUCCUAAAGAUAGCCAGACCUCCGGUUUAUUAAGAAAAAUUUUGAAGGCUGUGGAGUUUCAUCAUUCUGAAUCAAGGGAAAACUAACCUUAUUUUGACAUUUGAUUUUUGAUGCUUUAGAAGUCAAAUGGAGAAGUUUUCAUUUGAAAUUGCAUUGGUAGUAUAUAUCAGUCCCCCAACCUAAUAAUAAAAGAUUUCUCUAUCCCUACACUGUUCCUUAAAUGAUAAAAGGUUUGGAUCUCACCUGAAAGGUUGAAUGUCAGUUACUAUUUCCUUCAUGUGGGGUGAUAAAGUCACCUACUAUACAAGCCCAAUUCGGGAACAUAGGUUCUGUCAGAGAAACUUCUGAGUUUAAGUCAUGUGUUUAUAGGACUCAGUUUUUUAAGGCCUAUAGAUGUUUUUAGUUGGUUAUAAGCAGGAGAGGAAAGAAACAAAAAAGUAAUAAGAGGGAAGAAAGAAACGUGGAUAGGAAGAGUGUUAAGAGUGUCAACAAGAAUUAUUUCAGUGCCACUGAGUUGCCUAGAAUUGAUGUAGGUCAGCAAUUUUCAAACUAUGGUCUGGGGAACUUCUGAGACCCUUUUAGGAGGUCCUUAUGGUCAAAACUAUUUUCAUAACUAAGAUGUCUUAAUUUAUAACAUAGUAAAUACUGAUAAAUAUAACAUGUAAACAAAAACAUUUGGGAAUCUUUAAUAAUUUUUAAGAGUGAAAAGGGGUCCUGAGACCAGAGUUUGAGAAUAGCUUUCAAGAUCAUCAUGGCUUAAAGGAUUCCUGGGAUUCUUGAGUUGCUCCAGUUAUUUCGUUUUUUUUUUUUGUUUUUUUUUUUUCCUAGAAUAAGUCAUAGGAAGGCUGUAGGUGUCUUGGACUAAAUUAGAUUCACCUCUGUCCCUGAAUAUCUCCUCUCAAAGGUAUUCUUUAAACAGGGAACAACACAGGACUAAGCUAGUUCUCUAGGUGAACCGUGCUUCAAAACUGCAGUGCCCUCUAAAGUCUAUUGAAGACAAUGAAGUGUAUUUGCCUAAUGAUGAAAUUUGGAUCUAUGAAAUUGACAAUGGUUUGUGGUAAGCUAUAUGUGUUUUAAAUCAUGCAGUAUGCCAAAUCUUGCAACUGUUGUAGAAUUUGAUUAAAAGUUACAAGAUUGUAUGUGUACUGUUAUUACAAAUGUUUAACUUCUCUUUCUUUUUCUCAGGUCUCAAUUUUUAUAAAUACUGAACUUUUUCCUUCUCCCAAGUCUAUCUUAUCCUCAGUGCCUCUGUGGUCUUUAAUUCCAUUAAUUCUCAGAUCUGGUUGUACACAUGAAAACAUUGUGUAUUUGGCAUAUGUCUAAUGGUCUUUCUAUGGAGAUUUAUAAUAUUUUACAAAAUAGGAUUGUUAACUUAGUUUAAUAAAAUGAUUGAUGGAGUGCCUUUCUGGAAAGUCAAGGAAUUCUAUAUUGUUUUGUUACAGGACAAUGCAUCUUAUGGAAGGAGAACUCCCUACAUCCAUGUCAGGAAGUUGUGGUGCCUGCAUUAAUGGAAAACUCUAUGUUUUUGGAGGAUAUGAUGACAAAGGAUAUAGCAAUCGACUCUAUUUUGUUAAUUUACGAACAAGAGAUGGAACAUUCCAAUGGGAAAAAAUCAUUGACUUUAAAGGACAGCCACCUACACCACGAGACAAACUUUCUUGCUGGGUAUAUAAAGACAGGUUAAUAUAUUUUGGUGGUUAUGGAUGUAGGAAACACAGUGAACUCCAAGACUGUUUUGAUGUUCAUGAUGCAUCUUGGGAAGGACAAAUAUUUUGGGGUUGGCAUAAUGAUGUCCAUGUUUUUGAUACAAACACACAGACUUGGUUUCAACCAGAAAUAAAAAAUGGAAUCCCACCACAGCCUCGAGCAGCUCACACAUGUGCAGUACUCGGAAAUAAGGGCUAUAUUUUUGGAGGACGAGUAUUGCAAACUAGGAUGAAUGAUUUGCACUGUCUGAACUUAGAUACUUGGACUUGGUCUGGAAGGAUUCAUACUAAUGGAGAGAAACCAAAACAUCGGUCUUGGCAUACUUUGACACCAAUUGCUGAUGAUCAGCUUUUUCUGUUUGGUGGAUUAAGUUCAGAGAAUAUUCCUUUAAGUGAUGGAUGGAUUCACAAUGUUGUAACAAAUGGUUGGAGACAGCUUACACAUUUACCUAAGACAAGGCCCAGGUUAUGGCAUACUGCCUGUCUGGGAAAAGAAAAUGAAGUAAUGGUAUUUGGUGGGAGCAAAGAUGAUUUACUUUUUAUGGAUACAGGUCAUUGUAAUGAUUUAUUGAUAUUUCAAACUCAACCUUAUUCACUUCUCAGGUUAUGUCUCGACUGCAUUGGUAAAAAUGCUGUCAUCUUAGAAAGUCAGAUAACUUUAUUACCUCCAAAGCUUCUUCAGCAAGUUCUCAAAAAAAUAACAUUUUGGACUGCAGCUAAUCAUCGACAAGAACAAAGAGCUAAAACUGAAGAAACAGACAAAUAUCUUUGAAUUGUUAUUGUUAUAUACUAUAUAUACACUUAAUAUGUUGAACAUUUUGGAAAAGAAAAAACAUUUGGAAAAGCUAUUAAUAGCUUUAAUUCUGGUAUUCCCCCUGAAAAAACAGUAUUUGGCAGCAAAAAAAAAAAAAAAAGUACUUUUGAAGGGAUUAUAUAAUAAUGAUGGAUGUUAGAUAUAAGAAUGGCAGAUGAACUUAAAAUUUUAAGAACAGGCUACCUUUCAAAUAAGUGUGUGUAGUAAGGUUAUUCUUCUAGAAAACUAGUAACUAAUACAAAAUAAGAAUUUAUUCCAUUGUUCAAUCUUCACUGAAAAUAUUAUGCAAAACAUUCAGGAAAAUGAGUGAUUUGUCUAAGGAUUUCAGGAAUGUGAAGAAACACAUGUGCCCUGAAAUGUUAUAUAUUUUACUUUUUGUUACUGAUUUUUGGAGAGAAUAAAUUCUCUCAAGUAACAAACAAUCUUUAAGUUUUUAUUUAUAACCUAAUAAAUAUUGCUAAUGUUAGCCAUGAAAAAAUAUUGGGAUGAAUGAUAUCAAACAUUGAACUGAUCUGCCUUUUUACAUAUGUUUCUGAGAACAGCAGAUAUGAUGAAUGGUAUCAGAUAUUUAGUUAAUUUUGUGUAUAACAACAUGAUAACAUGGGUAAAGUAGAAAUUAGGUGAGUAAUGUGGGUUCAUUAAGAAGUAAUUUUUGUAGUAAUCUACAGUCCUAUAAACAUAUGAUUUGCUUCAUAAAAA
This is a messenger RNA of Antechinus flavipes (yellow-footed antechinus), 4580 nucleotides long. RefSeq names its product kelch domain containing 1 (gene KLHDC1). Gene Ontology annotation, molecular function: protein binding. The transcript has 13 exons. The record is from RefSeq and is a predicted model, not a curated record. The coding region runs from base 2754 to 3839 and encodes 361 amino acids. Lineage: Eukaryota; Metazoa; Chordata; Mammalia; Dasyuromorphia; Dasyuridae.